CGGGUUUUAUUUAUUUUAAAAAAAUUCCUGAUGGCAGAAAUGACGCACAGUCAAUGGGGAUUACUCGUGACCUUUUGGGAAAACACUAAGUGGUUGACUGUGAUUCUAAACACACUACAGCACCAUGACAUGUCACUUAAUUGGUGUGGUGAAAAUGAGAACCACCGCAGAACCAGCAGACACGUGGAACCAUUAAAGGUCCCUGCAGAAACGGCUCACCACUGAAGGCCCAGUUGUGGUUCUUCUACCACCAGUGAAAAACCACUGUACGCCAUAUGGAGCCAACAUGCUUUUACAGCUGUGGAGGCUGGAGCUGUGUGUGGCUGGCACAGGCGGUUUGGUCAGGUUUCGCGAUAAAUCACGAUGAUUUAUCAGCAUUUAAAAUCAACAAGGGUGUGAUUUAUUAGAGUAUAGUUUAAACCAGGUGUCUUCAGAGUAUUUACACUUAAUUUAAUAUUUAUUACAAUAUAAUAUUCAAAUUGUUUUGGCAUCAUGAAUAAAUAAUUUAAUAUCCCAGCAGCAUUUGCUCCUUGUAAUAUAUAAUCUGUGCGUAAAAAAACGUCCUCACAUGCUUCACUUACAACACGCUGUCAUAAUAUUAUAUUACCAUUUUACGGAAGGAAGAGUUAUGUGUUAUAUCAUACUACAUGCGGUAAUUACAGACAAAGUACACGUGUGGUAUUUGAUUAAAAGUAUAAAUGUUACGGCAGAGAGAUUAAACAUGAGGCGCCGUGGCUCCUACGAGACCAAAACAACAAAAACGACGUCCUCUCUUCUCCCAAGUCGUGCUCCCUUCUCCGCCUGUACGUAUACCCCCCAAAUGUUCUCCUCCAAAAAAAGUAGGCGGUAAUUAUUAGUGGAAAAAUGGCGUUGCGCUAUUAAGUAGCCAAUGCGCAACCUGCCAUUGGAGGGGCACCUGGGAUUGAUGAGGCGCAGUGGCCAAUGAGACUGCGAGAAAGGAAUGCACGGGCUCCAGUUAAAGGGGGCGGAAGAGGAGGUAGAGCCAGUCUACGGAGAAACAGAGACCCUCCGCGUUAAAGACAGACAGACAGGCAGAAACACAGGCAGAGCCAAGCCACAGAAACACCACAAUUAUAAUCCCCCACUCGGAGCAGCAGUUUUUUUUUCCUGAGAUGCUCCUGCUACUUUACGCAGAGGACGCCUGCUAGAUAGUAAGACAAUGAUUUAAUUCUUACAGUGCGUUUUAGCGCAGAGCAACUGUCGAGUCCAAGAGGAGGGGGACACGAGGAAACUCUUGACUUCGUUACAUUUGGAUUUUUUCAGUCAGAUUAAGUCGGUAUAAGUAAAUUGUUUUUUUUUUAAAUAAUAAUUGUAUUCCCUGUGAUCGGAGCAGCCUGUCCACUCACACCUGAUAUGGUGUUUCCAAGGUUGGAAGUUGAAUCUUUGUGCGCUGUAGUUCAUAUUUGAUAUUUCUCUCGGUUUUUAGUUGAAAGUGAAUAAGUAAAUCAGAUUAGAGCUUUUUUUUUUUUGUUGUUUUGUUUUCUGUAAAAACAAAAUGCUUCUGGAUGCCGGUCACCAGUUUCCCGGACUGGGAGUGGGCUCUUUCGCCAGGCAUCACUCAGCGAGCGAGAUGCAGGAGAGAGACUUGAGUUUGGCGCAGAACAGCUUUGUGGACUCGGCACACAUGGGUGCCUUCAAGCUCAACCACGAUCUCUCCCCCGGACAAAGCUCAGCCUUCAGCACCCAGGCGCCGGGCUACCCCACUGCGGCUCUGGGGGCUCACGCCGCCCAUGUCACGUCGUACGCCAGCUCCCCCUUCAACUCCACCAGGGACUUUCUCUUUCGCAGCCGCGGCUUCGGAGAAUCCUCUCCGGCCAGCAGCCAACACACUAUUUUUGGCCCCACGGCGGGAUCUCUCCAUCACUCCCACACAGACACUCAAGGCCACAUACUCUUCCCCGGGAUCCACGAGCAGCACGGCUCCCACGGAUCUCCGAACGUCCUGAACAGCCAGAUGAGACUGGGACUACCGGGAGAAGUUUUCGGUCGCUCCGAGCAGUACCACCAGGUCUCCAGCCCCAGGACCGACCCGUAUUCGGCCGCGCAACUACACAACCAGUACGGCUCCAUGAAUAUGAACAUGGGCAUGAACAUGGCAGCCCACCACCACCCCGGUGCCUUUUUCCGUUACAUGAGGCAGCAGUGCAUCAAGCAGGAGCUCAUCUGCAAGUGGAUCGACCCCGAGCAGCUCAGCAACCCCAAGAAGUGCUGCAACAAAACUUUUAGCACCAUGCACGAGCUGGUCACGCACGUCACCGUGGAGCACGUCGGCGGCCCGGAGCAGACCAACCACAUCUGCUUCUGGGAGGAGUGCCCCCGGGAGAGCAAGCCCUUCAAGGCGAAAUACAAACUGGUUAACCACAUUCGGGUGCACACCGGGGAGAAGCCUUUCCCAUGUCCGUUCCCCGGCUGCGGGAAGGUCUUCGCACGGUCGGAAAACUUGAAGAUACACAAGAGGACACACACAGGAGAGAAGCCGUUCCAGUGUGAGUUUGAAGGCUGCGACAGAAGGUUUGCAAACAGCAGCGACCGAAAGAAACACAUGCACGUUCACACGUCGGACAAGCCUUAUCUGUGCAAGAUGUGUGACAAGUCCUACACACACCCCAGCUCCCUACGAAAACACAUGAAGGUCCAUGAAUCCUCUCCUCCAGCCUCAGACUCAUCACCAGCAGCCAGCUCUGGCUACGAAUCCUCCACACCCCCAGGCCUGGUGUCUCCCACCACAGAGACCCAGAGCAACGCCACGUCCCUGUCCCCAGCCUCAGCUGUCCACAACACCAGCAGCCACAGUGUCCUCUCCUCCAAUUUCAGUGAAUGGUAUGUUUAGGGACUCUGUAAAAAAAAAAAAUUAAAAAAAAAUAAUAAUAAAAGAGAGAGAGAGGGAAGUGAAGCAUCACACACGUUCAUUUCACAGCACUGGAGAUUUGGGUCACACACACAAUGACACACACAUACAAAUAAAGGUUUAUUUUUAUUUUGUGAGUUUUUAUCAGCCAGGGUGAACAGGACGGGCACAGACCAACAGAGGGAAUCAUGUAUUAUAGUCUAAAUGUAUUUCAUAUUGUAAAUAGUCAGUGAAAAGGCCCCACGUUUCCCAUUGGUUGUGAUCGUUUCGUCCGUCUUUGCUGUGUAGAUGUUCCUUCAAUGGUAGCUACUCCUCUAACUGGACUCUAGUGCACAUAUUACCAGACAGACUCUACUCUAAUGUUGAAUAUUGUGGUCCUGAGGCAAAUUGAUUGUACAAUACCUGACACCUAUAGACUGGACAGAGUGCCAAAAUUGACAUUUAACUACCCAACAAACACACACACACACACGCACACGACAAUAUACUGCUUGUGAAUGUACAUUUCUUUUCAGUUGGCUGGGCUUAACUCGUGACCGUUUUUUGUGCUUUUGCAAUUGUGAAAUACUAUCUGGAAGAUUGUGAGGAAAAAUAAACGUUGUGCCGUUGGAAUUAUUAUAAUUAUAAUUAUUAUUAUUAUUAUUAUUAUUAUUUUCUCCCCCCUCUGUAACUACAUUCAUCCUUUUUGUUGUAAAUAUCAGCUGCCAUAUUUAUCCAUUUGUAAUUAAAUUAUGGUAUUUACUUGCUACAGAUGAAACAGUAUUUAUAAAGAAAAAAAUGUUUCUUUUCCUAUAAAUAUGUACAAUGACGAGCUACGAAAAAAAAAGAGAAACCACGGGCAGUUGUUUUGUUAUGUGCUUUUUCCUUUUUUCUUCAAAGUUUGAAGAAGUGUUUUUCUUUCUCAUUGUGAUAAGAAUUUUACUGCAUACAAAUAUAAUAAAAACGGUGUUGCAAGUGA
Cynoglossus semilaevis (tongue sole) is the source of this 3827-nucleotide messenger RNA. RefSeq names its product zic family member 2 (odd-paired homolog, Drosophila), a (gene ptprjb.2). Bases 1517 to 2851 code for a protein of 444 amino acids. Gene Ontology annotation, biological process: regulation of transcription by RNA polymerase II. The record is from RefSeq and is a predicted model, not a curated record. NCBI's taxonomy places the organism in Eukaryota, Metazoa, Chordata, Actinopteri, Pleuronectiformes, Cynoglossidae. Gene Ontology annotation, molecular function: DNA-binding transcription factor activity, RNA polymerase II-specific; RNA polymerase II cis-regulatory region sequence-specific DNA binding. Gene Ontology annotation, cellular component: nucleus. The transcript is spliced from 3 exons.